Acanthopagrus latus (yellowfin seabream) is the source of this 7099-nucleotide messenger RNA. It is a transcript of the gene cipcb, whose product is annotated as CLOCK-interacting pacemaker b. Bases 1442 to 2641 code for a protein of 399 amino acids. NCBI's taxonomy places the organism in Eukaryota, Metazoa, Chordata, Actinopteri, Spariformes, Sparidae. Gene Ontology annotation, biological process: negative regulation of DNA-templated transcription; negative regulation of circadian rhythm. The record is from RefSeq and is a predicted model, not a curated record. The transcript has 3 exons. Gene Ontology annotation, cellular component: nucleus.
GAAUAUCCCAUUCCUUAGGAUUUUCGGAACUAUUGUCUGUGGAAGAUUAAAACCCUAUCGACCGUCAGUAUUUAUAUGUGUGUAUAUUUAUAUUUUAUCGCCCGCAGAGGACGAUUAACGUGUAACCGUUACCGGCCGUUGCCACCGUGCUCCGCAUGUGACGGAGGGAACAGGGGAGGGGCGGGCUGUCUCGUGCAUUGUACCGUGGAACACUGAGUUCCAGGCAGCGUAGCUGUGCAUCACCAACCGCCACACCGAGGAGGAGAGCUCGGCUAGACGGCAGCAGGAGAAGUCGACCCGACUACACGAUCGCCACCCUUCACCGUUGAGGACAGCGUCGCUCGAAUAGCACUCAGAGAAAGUACGUUUAUUUUUCUUUUAUACGUAUAUCUUUUCUAAAAAUAAUUUGUGGUGUUUCCGUGACGAGUACGCAACGUUACUUCGCGUCAGUUAGGUGAGCGCUGCUCCAACCCUUGUUUAGUAAACGUUAGCAUUAGCAUGUUGCGUAGCUUUCCGAAGUGCUAACUUUGACUUUUAAGUGUUCGCUUAGCUCUUUGCUAGUCAGGCCGUCAUAUGUUAAAUGUUUAUAAAUUCAGUUGCUUCGGUUAACUAAUGUUGCCUUUUCAUGCCGGUAAAUGUAAUAUUUGUGGCGCUUCCCGACAGUCGUCAGCUUCAUACGAGCACCAACCGCAUUUAGGAACGUUAGCUCUAUUUGCAUUUAAGCUAAUUAAAUACUUUAGUAUCCUACUAUAUCACUGCUACGUGCUGCGUUAUUUUACUCGCUGAAAACUGACGACGGGUAAUGAUUAGACUGUCAGUAAUGUCACAGAACUCUAUACUCUGCAGGGUUGGGAGGCUUACAUUAAAAAUGCAUUAGAUACAGUUAUUUAGUGCCUAUUAGAACAUGUAAUCAUUAACGUGAUCCAGCUAUCACAAUAUUCAAGUGUUGUAGCUUUAUUGCUUUGCCUUAUUUUUAGAUUACUUCAGUACCAUACGAAUGCAAAUAAAGACUAGGGAAAAUAAAUAUGAUUAAGAUGACUUUUACUUAAUCUUACGAUCAAGUGUGUCAUCUGUGAGAAUAGACACGUGUGUAUCUGUUUUCACUAGGCACCAGAGGGAUGUGUGAAAAGUUGUCAUAUUUGCACAUGUGCAUGGUUACAGACUAGUACUUCACUAUUCUACAGUUGUAAUCCUGUAAGUACUCCUCUUUUUUACGAAUGUCUGGGCAAUCUAAUUAUAUCCUUUUUUGUAAUUCAACUAGGAUACUGCUCAUGGUUUUUUUUUGUAUUCUAAUUACGUAAUCAUGUUACAUAUACUCCCCAAGCCUCAUAUGAAAAGGGAUUCUUCUCAUGGUAGUUUGAUUCUCAGCCUUUGAUUUGCUAAUGUAGCUGCUGUGAGACUUUGUCAAGCCAAGGACACUGUCAGUACAACAGGAAACAAGAUGAGUACCAAGAGGAAGGCAGAGAGUCACUCAAGGACAGCGAACAGACCUCGCAUUAUGAAGUCUGGAGGAUCCCGAGCUGAUUCAGAGAGAGACUCUGGAUUCUCAGAUGCUAGCUCAGAGCAUAUGAGCGCAAUGGACACAACAGACUCUGAGGGUUCACCCCGCCAGCGGGGACGGCAGACCUCUGGCUCUGGCCCUCAGCCCUCACAGUUGGCUGUGGUAGGAGGCUCCUACUCAAACAUCUCUCCCAUGAUCAUCAUGAACAACGUCCUUCUGAAGCAGCCUGGAGAUAAUCCUCCUGCCCUGAAGCCUUGGGGGUUUAGUCCCACAGUGGAGGUGGUUCAGCCUGUUGUCCAGCAGCCUCAGGUGGUCUUCCUCCAGCCUGUGGUCUCUCGUCAAGCUUCUCCUGCUUCCAAAGAGACGUCCUCUAGACACCGGCGCCCUAAGAAUUAUCUACCAAUCCUGAAAUCCUACCCCAAGAUUGCUCCACAUCCUGGAGACACCUCCAGUUCCUCAGGGAGAGGAACUGCUGCUUCUUCCUCAUCCUCCUCCUCUUCUUCAGGGUCAGAGAGAGGCAGCAGCUCAACCUCCAACCACCGGGAGCACUCUCAGAGAGAGAAGCAGCAGAGAAAUCUGUGUGUCAGUGCCAGUAACUCUGGCUCAUCCACUCCCAGUCUUCCGGCUAGCCCCAGCCCCAUGUCUCCUCUGCUCCAGAGCCGACUUUCUCUCCACACACCAGACGCCAGUGCUAGCAGUAGUCCUGCCAGGGAGAGGCCUUCAUCAACUGUCAGCCAAUCAAAAUGUACCACCUCCCUGUCUUUUACUCACACGACUGGCUCCAAAAAUGAAACGCUCCCUGUUGUUCCCUGGGGGGGCACCCAAGAGAGCAGCUCAGCAGGAGAACAGCACAGCGGGGAGGGCGACACUGAUGUAAAGAGGAAGCGCUUCUGCAACACUUACAACAUCCUGAGCAAAUCUGGCCUGCUAGACAUCGCACUCCGCACAAAGGAGCUCCACCGGCAGAACCGACGCACACAGAGCGACCUAGAGCAGCUAAAAGAACACACAGACCUCUUCCUUCAGGCUGUGUUCAGCGGUGAUACCAGCAUCUAUCUGAAGCUGCAGGCCAGGCUUCAGGAGGAAGACAAAGAGAAAGAUGGAGAGAAAGCUGCUCAGACGAGCUUAAAGGCAGAUUAGACCUAGACUAGGGCUUGACAGUAAUCUGUUAGGCUAGGGUUGGGGGUUGGAACAGGACGGAUGGACCGAAAGUAAUGUGCUCCACAAAACACACCCUCCACCCUAGAAUCUCACACAGAGUAUGCUGUGGCCUACAUUUUGGCUGCCAGCUGCCUUAGGGCCCUGACACACCAACCCGACCUCAAAGAUUGGGUGCAGAUAAAGACUUUGUGUUGCCUGGCAUUUUCUGCCAAAAUUUGCAUGUGAACUCAUCAGAAGUCUAAAGGUGGUGGCACAUUGAUCACCGGCAUGCACUUAUGUUCCACACCUGUGUGAGACAAAAAGUUUUAUUCAGAGGUCUGUGUUUGUAAUCCAGGGAACAUCGUGGCAAAAGAAGACAAGAAAACUACCCUAUAAUCUUUCAGAUUUUUUCGAAAAAUCCAGUUGUGCUCAGAUUCUGAAUUGGAAAUGUUGGCGUAUCCCCUUUUAAAGAAAAAAGUAUGAAUAUAUAUAUUGUUCAUUUUGACUAAACGCUCCGUGAGUGUUGGUAUCCUGCGAUCUUCAGCUUGUAAAAAAAGAAUGAUAUCGAAGAUUUGUUUGUUCAGUUGCUGCUCAUUUUAAUUGCCUCUGUCAGUGAUACAAUAAGCUCAUUCCAACAGCUCCAGAGAAGGUUAGUGUUAAGGCUGUCAGUGAAAACACACUGCAGAAAGUUUGGGCGGCCACACACAUACAGUGCUGUCCAGGCACCAGCUGUCGGCUUGGUGUGUCUGGGACCUAAGGUCAGACGAGGCCACAGCUCGCUGUUAAGACUACAUCUCUCACUGAAACUGCUACUCUGCUGCACAAAAAUCUUUUGCUUGUCGGCAAUCAAAACCCAAAAGCCCAAAGAGAUUUGGAUCUAAGGCACACAGGCAUAAAUCAGAAUGCACAAUACAGGCUCAGAAUCUGAAAAAGAGCUCGAUUAAAGCCCCUUAGAUUGGAUAUUUAAAGUUUAACAGUGAAUGGCAAAGUGUUUCCAUCUAAAACUGGAAAAUAUCAGUAUGCAGCUUCUAACAACCGGCUGUCUCCCUGCAUGAAUUAGGCAGAACUUUCUGUUGUUACAACAGUUUUUGAUCAUAGUAGCUCUCUAAGAUCAUGUGUUCCACUGAUCCUGACGUGCUGCCAGACAUCCAGUUGACAGCCACGGUGUGUACACAGUCCAAAAUAUUUUAUACAGCAGGUUACGGUUACAUAACAUGGAUGGUUUAUGACAGGCUCAUGGAUACAUUUUCAUGUCACAGUGAAUGGGUCCAGGGCCUCACGCCAGUCAGAAUCUUUGAAUAGACAAACAUAUGCCUCAAGUGUCUUUUUAGUUUAAAACUCGGUGUGAAAGAUUUGGCACAGCCCGUUAACGGUUUCUAGUUUCGCAUUCCCAUGAUGUUGAUGGCAGCUAUAGUUCAGUGCAAACCGGCUGGAGGUAAAGCUCUUAACAGCCAGAUGAUGCUUCCCCGACAACAUCCAAGGGUAAAGAGUGCUUCCUGUAGCUCAACCGUAUUUAACAGUGACUUCAGUGAGUUCUACCAGUUGUUUUUUGAGUGUGUUUUUUUUUUAUAUAUAUAUACACACAAGGAUGUAAUUUAAUGUGGCAAUAUUAUCUAAGUGAAGCGCAGACUUUUUCUAUUGUUAAAUUCCUUAAAUUCCUGUUUUUGUUUGUGUAAAAUAUUUAACCGUUUUUUUUUAAGACAUCCAUCAAGUCAGGUUUGAUGAAGAUGAUGUUGUGCAUCAGCUUUGGGCCUCACAAGUCCAGAUUAAUAAUAUUGUGGGAUAUUUAUGAAUUAUGGCCUUAAUAUCCAAGCCUGGUUUAUGUCACAGGGGGUUAUCUGAAGUGAGCUCUGGGCAGAAUUUAAUGGCAGCUAUGAUGGCAGAAAAGUCUUUUUGUUUAAGUUAGAGUACUUGAAGAGCAUUGUGAGGCAACAUAAGCACACUACCACUACCGGUGUCAGUAAACUAUUUCUACCGUACUGUGGUUCUCAAACUGGGGGGCCCUAGAGCCACUGGUGUGGACGGGAGAGUGAAAUAGUCUGCUGAUGCUAUUGUGUUGAACUUUGUUUCACUAAAAUUCCACUUGGAUGAUUUUUUUUUCUGAGUUGCUUCCCCUGUAAUUGUUACUGACUUUGGUAAAAUUGUGGGGACGGGGUCAUGCCAGAAAAAGUUUGAGAACUACUUCUAAGACACAGCGAUGCUUAACAUUAAUAUUGUCAAAUGUUUUUUUUUUUUUUUUUACUUCUAUCAUUUUCCUGUAUAAACAUGUUUUUGUAUAUUUUGUCUCUAACUCUAUAAUGAUAUCAGAUGUGAUGAUAAUGUACUUGCUGUGCUUUUGUUAACUUAAAAGGCCUCGUGUGGAACAUCUAAAUUAAGGGAUAAUUUAUUGUCUACUUUAGCAGUUUUGACCAUUUUAUACAGUUGAUUUAAAAAUUCUGUGCACGUAUGAGGGUCAUGUGGUCUGUUAUAAAAUGUAUGGAAGUGUUACACAAACUCGGACAUUUGGUUUUCUUUGUGAAUGAUUUGUGGGUGUUCUGCUGCGUAUCUUUUGCUUUUGAAGGGAAGAAAAAGAAAGAAGACAUAGCAGAUGAUAAGAUGGUCUGAUUGAACAUUAAACAAUGUAAAUUAUAUUUACGUAUAUGUUUCAACUUGGAGGCGUCGUUGGAUUAAUCUGACCCAGACAGCUUGGAACAUUUUAGUUUUCCUGACAUUGGAGUCUGCUGUUCCAAGAAUGUUCUGUUUGUAGCAAAGUUAUAUAAGAGAUGAAUUUAUUUUUGCUUUGACUCCAAGUGAGAGACUGUAAAUCUGUCUUCUGCUUUCAAUGCGUUAUGAGUGCAAUUUAAGCUAACAAGAGCAGCCAAACCGCCUCUGUCUGCAGAACAGCUCUGCAAAAAUCCAAAAUUGAAAUGUUUGUAAUCCAUCAGAUGUUCAGAGGACCCGCAGUUAAUUGACAAAUGGCACCUUAAUAUGUUUUUUGUACUUGUGUGUUAAUGAUGCAUGUUCUCCAAAUGUCGAACGUAGAAGUUGCGGUAGCAUUUGAACAUGUCAUGAUCAUGCAACUCUUAAAGUGUGCAACCUUACGACAAGGUUUUAAAAGCCAUGGUUGGCUCAGUGCAGAGCAAGUUUUGAUGCAUGGAAAAGAACCUAAUCGUGUCAUAUUGUUGUAAUAUUUGUGCUGUUGUCAUUGUUAUAGACUGACAUUUGUUUCAAUACCAUGCGUCCUUAAUGAAGGCCUUAUUAAGACACUGAACCAGGACAGCAGCGAGACUGCUGGCACUGUUUUGGUCUUUUGCCUUGACUGAAAAAACAAAUGCCAGCAAGUUUGAGCUCUUUUUCUGCAGCAGAGUCAAGACUGUACAAAUGCAAGUCAGUCAGUCAGUCAGACACACAAACACAUGCUGUCUUCUUGAUAUUGUUCUUAAAGGCUCGCUGUGGAGUCUGAUGAUCUUACGAACAGUUCAAUGACUUGCUGGAAUUGGAUCUUGCUGUUCUGAUGCUGGUUCACUGCCAGUGGAAAAAAUGAUGGUGCUGUAACAUCUGAGGGGUCAGCAAUAUUUUGGCUGAUGACAGCACAACAACAAUGACCGUGUCCAAUGUUCUUUAAGAGCUUUCUUUGUUCGCUUCCAUCAGCUUCUACCACAGCACAUUUGUUUAUUGAAGCGCAGGAAUUUGACUUUGUUUACAUGGAUCUGCGGUGCUGUGGCGACUCUUUCCUGGACGCUGUCCACAUGAUUGACUAUUGACUGAACUGUUGCAACACAAGUCUCUGGACUGUAUUCUAUAUGCUACAGGCUGUGCAAUAGAUUGUGAAUGCUGUCGUCGUGAUCAUGAUUAUGUGUGACCGCAGUUUUUUUAUUUCAUCUUUCAAAACAAUAGAAGUUGAUUAAAAAAAAAAAAAAAGAGGACCAGGGUUUUUUUUUUUUUUUUUUUUUAUUCAUUCAGUAGGACUUGUGUAAUUUUUUUGUACCACUGGAUUUUGAGUGUUUCAUUUAAUGUUGGCAGCUUUGUCGCCUCAGUGCAUCUCAGACUGCCUUCUUUCACUUUGAAAGAUGCUGAACAUUUUUGUGAUUGUUUUAUCAAAAUGUUUCAGUCAUGCACCAGCAAUGAUCAUUAGGCCGAAUAAUUCCUUCAGUAGAAUUAGGCAGACUGAAUGUAAUGUAGCUCGCAGGCAAUCUGUUCUUUUUUAAUUCUGAAAACUGUCAAUGCAGAAAGUUGUGUUGAAAUGCUCACUGAACUCUCUGGUAGAGGAUUCACCAAAACAAUAGUUUCCUGCCUUGCAGUUUUACAUAUCUGGAGACAGGGAACUUGUGAUAAAUAAUGACGCUUCAGCUAUACCAAUCAAAGAUCAAUAACUACGAUUGAGGGAGGGUUUGUUGUAACUUGCUUUUUAGGGCUGUUUUUUUGUACAUUUUAGUUUUAGAGACUCAUUGCUUGUGUAAUAAAUGUCAUUCCAAAGAA